AAAAUCCAAAUAAUUUUUAACCCUUUCUAGCCUUUCGUCUUUGUAUUCGCACGAGGACACCUUUCUCCUUCGCAGACUGCAAAUAAGGACAAUGCGAGGAGGAUGCGGGGGGCCUCGGCGUAUGACAAAAGCAACAGGUGGAGGGAAGGCAGCGAAUUCCAAUACCUUCGCGCCCUAUUCUACCGGUAUGAAUAACUGCCACCGUGAUCCGAUACCUAUAUAUAUUCACGCGGAGUCGAAGACAUUUCAUCAAACACAUCGUGUGCGCCACAAAAAAGCGAGUUUUCCAGACAGAAGGAGGGCAAAAGAGAAACUGAGAGAUGGGGAAGGGAGCGGCGUUGCUUCUGGUACUAUGGCUGGCUAUGUCGGUGGGGACUUUCGGGGAAGAGAAACAGGAAGGGGGACAUGAACUCAAAGAUGGGGAUGCAGCCUCUAAGCCUACGGAGAGAGUGAAAAAAGUAGCCUUAGUUCAGAAGUUUAUGGACGGGGCUUUAUACUCUCUCGCAAAACAUCAAACGGACAAAGCUGAAGAGCUGAUGAAAGGAGCUAUCGAGUACCUUUAUCAUGACAACACAAUAAAAGACAAAGCAGCCAAACUUGAAGAGUUCAUGAAGAAGCUAUCAAGUUUCUUGAACAAGAUAUGAUAGAAAAAUCUGAAGAGAUGAUGAAAGGAGCUAUUGUGUAUCUUGAAAGCGACGACGAAGUCAAAGAUGAACAGAGCGGCAAAAGAGUGAAGCAUCUUGAAAAUAAUGAAGUGCAAGCAAGAGUAAAUAUAGUGCUCCUGGUCGAUGACUUUCUUAACGAAGCUUUGACGUAUCUUGGUGCAGAAGAAAUAGCCAAAGCUAAGAAUGUGAUUGAAGGAAUGAAACUGUUUGUUUCUCAAUGUGACGAAAUAAAAGAUAAAGCAGCCACAUUCGAGGAGAUGAUCCAACGAGCUUUGACAUUGAACAUGACAGUUUAGAGAACGCUAAGGAGGUGAUCAAUGAAGCAAUGACGUAUCUUGGCAACGAUGAUGAUGUCAAAGAAUUAUGAAAAGCAGGAGCAGGUCAUGCGGAAGGAGUGAAGUUAUCUUGAGCAAGAUAAAGCGGAAAGAGGAAUACAAAAAGCAAUUUUUGUUACUGAGGUUUUGAAAGUAGCUCUAACUUUUAUUGACAAGAAACAACUAGAGCAAGCAAAAGAGGUUGUUGAAGGAGUGGUAAUGUACGUUGCUCUAGAUGACACAGUGAAAGACAAAGUGGGCUCAACUAAGGUGAUUCUGGAUGGAAUUUGACGCUUUUUCAACUAGACCGUGUGGAGAAAGCUAAAGAGGCGAUCCAAGGCACUAUGACGUACCUUUUAGGGGAUGAAGAUGUCCAAGAAGCAGAUAAGCUACUCAAAAGCAUGGGUGUCGAAGAACAAAAUAAGCUAGUCAAAGACGUGGAAGAUAAGACUGCAACGAAAUUGAAAAGAAUGAAAUUUCUUGAAAAUAAUAAAGUGCAAGCAAGAGUAAAUAUAGUGCUCCUGGUUGAUGACUUUCUUAACGAAGCUUUGACGUAUCUUGGUGGAGAAGAAAUAGCCAAAGCUAAGAAUGUGAUUGAAGGAAUGAAACUGUUUGUUUCUCAAUGUGACGAAAUAAAAGAUAAAGCAGCCGCAUUCGAGGAGAUGAUCCAACGAGCUUUGACAUUUAUUGAACAAGACAGUUUAGAGAAAGCUAAAGAGGUGAUCAAUGAAGCAAUGACGUAUCUUGGCAACGAUGAUGAUGUCAAAGAAUUACGGAAAGCAGGAGCGGGUCAUGCGAAAGAAGUGAAGUAUCUUGAGCAAGAUAAAGCAGAAAGAGGAAUACAAAAGGCAAUUUUUGUUGCUGAGGUUUUGAAAGUAGCUCUGACUUUUAUUGAAAAGAAACAAGUAGAGCAAAUAAAAGAGGUUGUUGAAGGAGUGGUAAUGUACGUUGCUCUAGAUUCUGGAUGGAAUUAUGACGCUUUUUCAACUAGACCGUAUGGAGAAAGCUAAAGAGGCAAUCCAAGGCACUAUGACGUAUCUUUUAGGGGAUGAAGAUGUCCAAGAAGCAGAUAAGCUACUCAAAAGCAUGGGUGUCGAAGAACAAAAUAAGCUAGUCAAAGACGUGAAAGAUAAGACUGCAGUGAAACUGAAAAGAAUGAAAUUUCUUGAAAAUGGUGGCGAUGGAGUUGGCAAACUAGAGUUAGUCGACGAUUUUGUUCAAGGAGCUCUCAUUUUUCUUGAGAAAUCUAAAACAGAAAAGGCUAAAGAGAUGAUUGAUGGAGCUGUAAUGUGUUUUCACCAAGAUGACACGGGUAAAGAUAAAGAAGCAAAAUUUGAAGAGUUCAUGAAAGAAGCUUUGACGUAUCUUGAACAAGAAAACAAAGCACAAGCUGAAGAUACGUUGAAAAGAGCCCGUGACUAUCUGGUAACUGAGGAUGCAGCUAAUGACAAGGGUUCAGAGCUCUAAGUUAUUUACAGCUUGUGGAUUAUACGUUCCAUCUGCUAUCAACUUUUGUUUACUUUUUGUUUUCUCACUUAUACCAUAUGCUUUAAGGCAUUACUUUCCACAAUUUUGGAUCCUGUAUUUCUUGGAUGACAAGUUUUUGUGCUUCGUUAUGUAUUCUUUUAUUCACAGCUUGAAUAAAGUGAUUUGCUUUCUUUGUAUUCAACUUCUGUUGGACAUCAAUGAAGCCUAGGGCUCAUUUUUCGUUUUA
This is a messenger RNA of Malus domestica (apple), 2693 nucleotides long. NCBI's taxonomy places the organism in Eukaryota, Viridiplantae, Streptophyta, Magnoliopsida, Rosales, Rosaceae. The record is from RefSeq and is a predicted model, not a curated record.